Messenger RNA from Paramecium pentaurelia, 1194 nucleotides. NCBI's taxonomy places the organism in Eukaryota, Ciliophora, Oligohymenophorea, Peniculida, Parameciidae. The record is from the annotation of a GenBank genome assembly.
AUGUUUGUUGAAGAUUAUUAUAGGAGACUCAUAAAAUAAUAAUGUAAACCAACUCCUAAGGAAAUCAAGACUGAUAGACCUUGGUACCCAAAAAGAGUAUCAAACGAAACCAAGAGGGAGGAAUAUAAGUUUUUUAUGCUUCCUCCAAAUAAAAUGGUUACUUUACUAAAAAAAAAUAAAUUGUCGGCUCCCAAUGAAAAGAUAAAAGAAUUUUUACAUAAUCACUCUUUGAGAAAAAUAGUAGAUUUUGGUGAAACUCUUCAAAGUACAUUAGAUAUGAAAGUACAAAGACCAUCGAUUUAAAUUCCAACUCCUAAAUAUAUUAAUGUGGGACGAUAAUUAUUUCCAGUUAAAAGAAGACCACUCUGUUUGCCUUCAACAAGAGUUAUUACUGAGCCAAGCAAGAAAUCAUCUUUAUAAUGCAAGAGUGUACAUAAAUCAAUUAGAUUAAAAUAAAGCGACCAUUAUUAGGAAGAAAUAUAUAGUAUAAUUACAAAACUUAAUUAUUCACCUUUGCAUGUAGAUACAUCAAACAUUUGUAAAAAAUAGAUCUAGCCUCUAAAAGUUGUUUAACCUCAAGCAUAUAUAAAACCUGAAAUUCCUAAAAGUGUAUUACCUUAUCCUCCAAGAACAAAAAAACAAUUAAGAUAAUUUCUGUUGAGGGCUUUAAAGAAAAUAAAAGCUUUGGGUCUUACAAUUAAAUAUGUUAUGGAACAUAAAAUAUUUUCAAAAAAACCAUAUGAAAAAAAAUAUUCAAAAGAAUUUAUACAUGCUGCAAAAUAGAAUAAAAUAGAAGAAAUUGAAAACUAUCUUUAAAUCAAUCCUUAUUUGGUAUUUGAAUAUGAUUUUUAUAACAUGACUGCAUUACAUUGGGCUUGUAAAAAAGGUUAUAUUUAGAUGGUUGAGAUUUUAUUGAAAUAUCAUUCAGAUAUUGAUGGAGUUGAUAUUUUAUAUCGUACUCCAUUAAUAUUAUCAAUUAAAGAAGAUCACUUAGAUGUUGCACAUAUUUUAUUGAUUAAUGGAGCCUAUCCUUGGAGUACUGCAAUAACAGAUUUGAAAAGUAUUCUAGAGGAAAAUGAACGUGCUAAGAUUCUACUUACAAGAGUUAGAAGGGUAAUUAAUUAAUUUUAUUAAUUCUAGUUAUAAAUUAUGGCUAAAUGGACUCAAUCAGGAGAAUAUUUGAAUCUAAUUUGA